AUGGCAACCACUGAUAAGGAAUACCGGGUCUUCGUGCGUGAGCCGAUGGGGGACAAGCCGGUGACAGACUUGCCGGGGAUCGAGGAAACGCUGGGCAGGAGGCUGCAGGAACGGGGCUUCUACAAUGCCUACAAGGUUCUGGGUCAGUUCGUGUGGCUGAGGAGAGACACGGACAGGUUCACCACCUGGCUGAAGAAAGCCAUCGGCGCCACCUCCGAGCAGGCCGACCUCUGCGCUCGGGCCCUGGAGGACUGGUGCACCAUCCAGCUCUACUGA
Molecule: messenger RNA, 276 nt
Organism: Cololabis saira (Pacific saury)
Lineage: Eukaryota; Metazoa; Chordata; Actinopteri; Beloniformes; Belonidae
Product: barrier-to-autointegration factor-like protein
Exons: 2
Coding region: 1-276 (91 amino acids)
Molecular function (GO): DNA binding
Source: RefSeq, a predicted model, not a curated record